UUGAGUAUCUCCUGACUGACCGAUCUUGGGCGCUAGUGUUUGCUCUCGCACGCACUUACUUCCAACGCUUGCAAGAGUACAGACGUGACGUUCCGUGGCUCUCGUUGAACCGAUCUUGGAAAAAGAAAAUUCUGUAUCCUGUCGAAGGAAAAGUGUUCUCAGCAUUUUCGCGCGUCCCAAUACAAGUGAAUUGUGAACCAAAAAAAAAAACAAAACAAAGCGUAUGUGUAUGUGUGCGUGUGUGUUUGUGCGUUUCGAUAGUGAGAUAUAGAAAAGCAGUUAUACCACCGUAUAUUACACACUAGAAAGCGAAAGCCGUUUUUUGGGGCCGGAAGUUUAGUAAUCAUUCUUCAGAAUAAUUAAACCCAAAAUAAAAACAAAACUAAGUAGUGUGCAAACAAAAAAAAACAAAAGCAAGUAAAAUAACAGAAACGUAAAACAGAAAAGUAGUGUGUGCUACCAUUAGCGUGAAAAAAAAAGAAAACUAAACUAAACAGUUUAUAAAGCCCCACCCACCCCAUCACAUCAACGUAGAACGUAUAUCCUCUAACUAGAGUAUCUAAGUAGUAUUACUACCAUUUCUACUACUAUAGUGACAGUUGUAGAGCAAAACCAAAACAAAACAAAAAGUCGGAAAGGAAAGUGGGGCAAUACUCCAAGUGUAUUAAAAUUGCGCCCCAAUCCUUCUCCAGUACUGCUUUAUUGGUAGUGUAUUGUUGUGGCCGAAUAUAGAACAGCAGCAUCGACAGCGUCGCCCAGUGAGAAUAGAAGGAGCACCAGCAACAGCAGCCACAGCGGGAAAAGAGAACGGAAAAAUGCUGUUUGAAAGUACUAUGUCUGCCAAAAUGUAUCCAUACAAUGUGCCUCCACCGAUACAGGGCGCAACGGCGGUUCCCGUACCGAACAUAAGAUUGCACGGAGCCACUUUUGGUGCCGGGACGCUGGACCCGAAUGGGCUGUUGGACACACAUGAACUGCACCCUACACUGGUACCACUGAAACCGACUCUUCUCACAACUCAAGCAGCCGCCGUAGCCGCUAGCCAACAGCAAAUUAAGAGAGAACCGCAAACAUCACCGCAGGUCCUUUCACCGCAGCAGCAGCCACAACCGAACGUAGCCCAGCAGCAACAGAUUCAGCAACAAAUCCAGCAGCAACAGGUACAGGCACAGGUACAGCAACAGCAGCAAGCACAGCAGCAGGCACAACAGCAAGCCCAGCAGCAGGCACAGCAACAGGCUCAGCAGCAGCAGGUGCAGGUGCAGGUACAGCAACAGCAAGUGAAUGGCGCGACCGCUAACGGUUGCCCGAAGGGAGGCAACGCAAGCAAUGGCAGCUCAUCUGGCCGCUCCACACCGAACAAUGGUAGCGAUCCGGCUCCGGGCAAGCUGUUUGUCGGUGGACUGAGCUGGCAAACAUCGUCCGAAAAGCUGAGCGAGUACUUCGGCAUGUUUGGCACUGUUACGGACGUUCUGAUCAUGAAGGAUCCAGUCACACAGCGAAGCCGAGGGUUCGGUUUCAUCACAUUCCAAGAACCGAACAGUGUGGACAAGGUCCUGCAGGUACCGAUCCACACGCUCGAUGGUAAGAAGAUCGAUCCGAAGCACGCCACACCCAAGAACCGCCCGAAGACGCAGUCGAACAAAACGAAGAAGAUUUUCGUCGGCGGCGUAAGCCAGGACACGUCAGCCGAGGAGGUGAAGGCAUACUUCAGCCAGUUCGGCAAGGUCGAGGAAACGGUAAUGCUGAUGGAUCAGCAGACGAAACGUCACCGUGGGUUCGGUUUUGUCACGUUCGAAAACGAGGAUGUGGUCGAUCGGGUGUGCGAAAUUCACUUCCAUACCAUCAAAAACAAGAAGGUGGAGUGCAAGAAGGCGCAACCGAAGGAAGCCGUUGCACCGACCGCUCAGCAGCUGCUCCAGAAGCGCAUCAUACUGGGCAACCUUGGCGUACCGAUGGCAGCCGCCGCACCGAAUUCGGCCGCCGCUGCACGGCUUGUCGGGGCGGCACAGGCCGGCGGUAAUCCGGGUCUGGUGAAUCCGCUCGCCACCAACCAGCUGAUGGUGCAGGCGCAGGCACAAGCGGCACAGGCUGCUGCCGCAGCCGCCGCUAUGCAAGUACAAAAUGGUUUCGGCAAAGUCUUUACUACAUAUCCACCGCAACUGCAUAGCUUUAGAUACUCGCCAUACUCCAUUCCAUCGGCAGCUGCUGCCGCCGCGAAUGCAGCCGCCGCCGUUAAUCCACUCUCAGGCGUUGCCGCCAGCCAGGCCGCCCAAGGACAACCGCAGCAGGUACCGCAUCCGACGUCCGUCGCCGGUGCAACGGUGGCUACGCAAGCGGCCCCACAGCAGACGAGCCAGCAGGCAGCCGCCGCCGCACAGAUGGCCGCCGCCGGGUUGACGAACCCUUACCAGGGAUACAGCCUGGCCAAUGUCGAUAUGUCGAGCUUCCAGGGCGUCGACUGGGGCUCGCUGUACGGCAUGGGAAUAUUGUAUCCUGAAAGCCACUGUUGAGAUCAGCGUCUUCAUCACCUUUAUCCCUGUACACGUGGUAGCUAAUGAAUGCAACAAACCUGUUGCUGUUCUUACUUCCCCCUUUCGGGUUUCAAUCGGCAUCUACACUACCUGAAAAGGCGUUCUCAAACCAUUUUCUCUAGCCAUUUAAUUGCCUAGAAUGAGCGGUUCAAAGCAUUAGAAACGUUCACUAAGUAUGCAUCGCCCAACUUGUGGCGCACAUAUCCUAACAGCGAUAAAGAUUAUAGUUAAGAAUUUGAAAGGAGAUUCACAUUUUAACUCAUCAUUUCGUUUAUAAGAUACAUCAUGAAGACUGUUUUUAAAAAUUAAGUAUCGGUUUUACGUUAGCUGCAAAUCAAUAUUUUAAUUAUGUUUUAAUUUUCUAGUGUAAUCGAAGGAAUGGUACGGUUAACAGUAACGAAACAUUAUUUUGUUAGACGCUAUUUUCAAGAUGAGAUAUUAUUUUUAACAAGUUCGCCAAUCCAUGAGUAUGGGUCCAGAUGUUAUGUAUUAGGUUUUUUUGUGUCUGAGAAGGUCAUUAUUUUAAAAUAAGUAACAACACACAUUCAGUUCAUUCAUGUCGCGCAGUGUAGGGCAAAAGGUACAACAAAAAUGGAAGUGUGUUUUUACUCAUUUUACUGACCAUUACUGCUCAGUAUCUUAUCAUUCGCUUGCGCCGGUUUCAAUCCUACCGUGCACAAACAUGCGUUUUACCGUUAAAGAAAAACAGUCAAGUGAUUUUCUUUCCGGACGCAGAACGUACACCCCGUUCAUCUUUGCCCGGUGCAGCCGGUCGUUCGGCGGUGUGAUGAAGGAUGAGGAUGAGCAAAAAAAAAACCCGAUCCAUCAAUCAAGAACGAUCGUGCGUCGCUGAGUUUUGUUUUCCCCUCUGCCCUUUACUUAGUUUUGCCAACAGAGAGGAUGUUGGGGUUUUUGGUAAUACGAUUGCGCUAUUCUUAGCCGCCAGCGCUCGAUGUGUCAGUCACGUUUCGUUUACGAAGUGCCAUGCAUUUUGGCAGACGGCUUCUGGGGCUAAUUCCUUCACGGCUCGUAACGUUGCUUCCAUGGAAGCCGGUUUAAAACACUCGAAAGAUAAAUUAUUGAACACCGAUCGUCUCAGGUCAGUGGUCGACAAAGGAUGAUUACAGCGAAAAGCAUGUGAAUAUGCGUUGGCGAUAUUAUGCUUCAUUAUUUUUUUUAAUGCAAGAACGUUACAGCCACUGAUCUUGUGUUUUGUUUUUAAGUUUUAAAUAAGGCAACAAUUUUAAUUCAGAAAUCUAUGUACUUAUGCUUUUAUUAUUUUUUUUGUUAAAUGCUGAUCAUGCUCUUUCGACGCUCGUUUUACAUUGGUUAAAGUUUCUAUUGUUUUUAUAUUUGUCCAUUUCACAUUCAAGUUUAAUACGUUUCUAUGUAUGUAUUGUUAUAACUUUUCCCAAAAAAAGGUGUGUAAUUUUGAGAGCGGAAAGUAAAGCUCGUGCAUCUUCCAAUAAUGGAGCCAUUUCAAACAAAUGGAAAUUCAACUAUUGAGAUCAGUUCAUACGAAUUUGAAGGAUGUUAAAUUAAAAUAUACCUUACAAGCAUUAGAUGCAGUGUGCGUGUUGAAGUUUUCUGUCACAAAAGGAAGAAAAGCCAAAAACUAAACUUAAAAUGAUCAUCGUCUUUGUUUUUGUCAGUGCCACAGUUCAUUGUUCAUAUAAGAAAUCAGCAUUAACCGUAUACAGUAGCAAACAUUAAUUAUCCCUUUUGUAUUGCGCUUCAUUGGCAUCUGUUGGCAACAGGAUGCAUUGUCAUAGUUUGGUUUAUUUAAGCUUUUACUCAAGAGCUAUGUAUGUUUCAUGUUUUAUUUUUCCUUCUCUCUGCUGUUGUGUUUCUUCUGGCACUAGAGAUCGUUUCCCGAUUCACUGCCUUGUGCUCGAUUUAUCCUCUUUCCAAGUUCAGCUUAGCGGGUUUUUGCUAUAAAACGUUAGCAUCAUCUCCCACAGCCAGAAGGGAGAAUCGUUAGCUUAGAGAUAUAAGUUUGAUUGUUCGUCCGUUUAUCGAAUACUUCUACACACAUGUUUUGUAAAUUCAGUAGACUUCUACACACGUUUUUGUACCGUAGUAAUCAUGUUUUUUGAAGUUUGUACGAUAACUUAUAAAUGUUUCAUAUUUUAGAUAUGCUGUUUUCGUUUGUUUUUUUCUUCAUUUUCCUAACAAUCUUAAAUCAACAUAAAGGUCGUAGUUACAUUGUACGGAAUUAUAUGUUUGUUGCAUACUUUAAACUAAAUGUUUCCAGUUUUAUAAUACGAUAAAAGUUAAAUCAUUUUGAGACUGGAAUACAGCAAUAAUAUAUUCCACGCAUGCCAAAAGCUCCACUUAUUGCUAAAUGUUUCAGCUGCGUAAUAAUAGCCUAGCGAAGAAUAAUGUCUAUUUCACAUUCUUGCAGUAGAGUUACGCUAUUCGAUCACAAACUUGGUUUUGGUGUGAGGGUUUCAUGUUAAGCUCGUACUACUUCCCAUCAAGCAAAAGAAACGGAACAAACACUGGUGUUGAGUUUCAAAUAUAGUUUUAUUUUUUGUCAACAACAUACUUAUCAAAUGUAGCGUGAAUGUUUUUUCUCUUUUUUCUGUCACCUUAAUGUCUUUUCCUUUCCCUUCCACAUAGAUGCGAACGCGCAUAUUGCACGAAUUUGUUCAAAUACCUUGAUUGCAUAUUAAAGGGAAAAAAGUAUCAAAUUGUACGAUCUGUGCUUAGCGAGAGGGGCGGCGUUGUGUAAAAAAGGAGUAGAAAAUUUGGAUAAGUUUUGCUUUGCUUCUACAAUUUUGACAAUACAUUUCCACCGUUUGUAGAGAUUUACUUUGUGUUACUAAAUCAAAUUUUGCAAAAGAUGAGUGUAGUAAAAAUUAUCUUCAAAGAAAACUAAUUGUGAAAGGGAUAAACCCUACAUUAAAGGUCUUAGAAAUUACACAAAAUUGUAAUAAUUGAAAAAUAUGAACGAAAAGAAAACAUACCGAAAUCUUGGUAACAUUAAGAAAGAAGACGGUAAAACACACAAACGUAUAUAAACAAAGCAAAAACAAACAUAUCGUAAUUGAGCGCCCCAGAACUCAAAAUAGAAGCAAAAAGUCUUAAACAGUGAAGAACAAAUACAAAAGUACGAGUUAAAGCAAAACCUAAUGUUGCGGCUCGGCUCGAAUGUAGUAAUCAAUAUAAUAAGCUAAAUAAGGUAACCAACGUUCUUCCAUAAACAAAAAAAAUAUAUUUAUACUAGAGCAAUGCUGCAUAUUUCGAAGGCGAAACUGUUACUAUAAAUGAGUGAAACUGCAGCAAUUUAGAAAAAAAACUAACGUAAAGCAAAGAACAAAGAAGGAAAGGAGAAGACAAAUAAAGGUGUGUAAAAGAAUAGAAGAAAAUCGCACGAAAGUAAAACCAACCCACGAAUGUAAAAAUAUACGAGCUGCAAAUUUAUAUCUCUAAGUGAACAAUUUUGAGAGUGAGAAAAAAUCGAGCUAAAAAGAAACAUAAAAAAACACACACAUAAGUGAGAAAAAGAGAAAAUGAAAGAGGAUAUAAUUUGGUACAAAAAGGGCAUGGUCAUAAUUAUACAAGCGUAAUGAAGAACGGUUUACUGCGCAGUAUCGGCUAUCGAGCUAAGCUUACUGGUUCGUACGAAAUGAUGCUCCUCUUAUAGAUGGAUUGAAUGAAAGGAUUUUUCAUAUUAUUUUUUUUUCUUUCAAAUCCGGUUUCUGCUUGGUUUCGCAUUGAACUCUCUCAUGGUACAAACGCAGCGAAACGGAAUAUACCGAAGGCGUGUAGUUUUGAAGCUUUUCCGACAGCAAAGAAAAGCUUCCUUUCUACCUCAAAAAGCUGAGGUGCAACAGGCGCAUGUAAAUGUGGCGUGUUGUUUCCAUCUUUUGAACGGUUAAAUCACGUUAAAGCUCCAUUGAAGGUGGGAUAUAAGGGCGAUCUUUCCGCAAGAUCCCAAUGAACCCACAAGGCUAGUGAAGGAAUGGGGCUCGUGUCUUAUUGUUUUAUGGUUUGCUGAAUACUGAACACUGAAUACAGAACGUGGACCAAUUUCAAAACGGAGAUCAUUGCAAGUAUAGAUAUUCCAUUGAAAAGGGAAAUGGAACGACAGAAAGCUUCCAUCACCACUAUGCAGGCCGAGGAUGGUUCGUGAUCGGACACGUGUAUUAAUUGUAAAAUAGGCUUUGUGUGCAGCGUGGCACACGAAAAGCAGUAGAGAUGGUGAAAACUGUGUAAGAAAAUGGGGUGAGAGGCAAGAGCUUACUCAUCGCUGGGGCACAAACGCAGCAUAAGAAACACACUAAAUUAUCCCAUCGAAUUUUGAAUCUUAGGUUUUGUGAGCCAUUUUUAAAAAGACAGAGCUGUGUAUGUUAGGUGUAAUGUAAAGGAAGCAGUUCUAGUAGCAGAUGUUUGAGCUUGUAAACCUUACUGAGGGAUGAAAGUAUAAGAUGUAAAUGUUACUGCAAUUUCCUUUCAUCCGUUCCAGUGCCGUUGUGCUCGAACGCGAAGGAAACCAAUAGUAAGUGUACAGAAAAUGUGUUUCACAUGUGUUGGGGGCGGGAAAACCUGUGACGACACGCGUUGUGUGAGUUAGAUCUAGCUAAACUUAUCGUACAUUUGCACCUGCCCAGGAAUGGAUUGGGAAGAUUGGCAUUGGCAGCAAGAGAUACUAAGGCAUGAUCUAUCUACCGCACAAGCAAUUAUAACCCUUAUGUGCUAUAACGCUUUGUGACGAGACGACAAAAUUGCAGCAACAUGCAAGCAGACCAAUAAUUGUUGGCUUUUUAUAUUCACUUCGCUUUGAAAAUCCCCCUUUGAAACCGAGACAAACGUAUAUGGCAAGGUGUAUAGAAACGCCUAGGAGCCACUCUAUGGAGAGCCGAAAGCAAAAUGGUUUAAAAGAUUCGCUUCUGGGAUCUUUACUUGGCUAAAAGAAUUACCUAUAUCACGAGUGUGCGUCUUCAUUAGCUGUGUUUUCUUCACCUGUCGUUGUUGAUAGAUUUUCCUGUUUACUUGAUACUUGGGUACGACGCUCAUGGGAUAACAAGAUUUAAGCAUAUAAAUAAACAAAAGACAACAAGACGCUUUCAAAACAUAUAUAUGACUAUAUAUAUACACCCAUACAUACAAUACACAUUAGUAUUUAUAUUUUUAGGAUUUAUACUUAAAUCUGUGAAUUUUAUGCAAACCUACUCUAAAUUAAAUGCAUCACGGUGUUUCCAAUGCUCGUUAUCAGAGCAAGCAGAGCCAGUAAAUGGAAUGCGAUUAGAAACAAACCAAACUAGCGGAUGUAAGAAAAUGUAUUCAUGAAAGCAAUCAAUUGACGAGAAAAGAUAGUUGACGUUGUUCGCGUAUCAUGAAGCUAGAUUACACUUUUAAGUACUUAAACAUGUGACAUUUAUGGACAAUUUAAUGACGGUGUCAGUAAGAGUUACAUAUGGGUUUUGCCUCCUGUGCUGCACAGGGCUAUACAAAAGCAAUAUCAUACGCAGUACGUUUUUUUGUGAGUAAAACACAGGUUCAUCGUGACGCUAGGCGAUGGUAUUUUGGGAAGAAAUUAGUACACUCUACUUUUCGAAAUUGGCUAUGAAAGUGAGGCUAAGUGACAAGUGCGAUCUCCCAACGUACACCGCGCUUACCAAUACGGUGUCAGGCGAUGACUUUAUAUGUAAUGUGUACGUGCUGCUAAGAGUAUACCACUUCUAAAUUUACGGCCAAAAAACAACAAACUAUCAAACACAAUAUCACCUUAUUAUUGCCAUCGGCACAAGAAAAACACACAGGACACACGCAUGUACAACACACAUCCACCAAAAAGUGAAAAUGAAACCCCGUCAGGAGAAGGGAAGGGCACACCGUACACUGCCGGCGCAAGCGAACAAAACAAAAUGGACGUAACGGAUCGGUGGCGCGCAUUCAAAGGCAAAAACAAAAAAGUAAUUAAUUAAAAUAAAAAAACGCGAAGCAAGAGCAUCCACUCAACAGACAAUACUACUAACAUUUGUUUUCUAAUUUGGGGGCUUUGUGAUUUUUGCGAUUGAACCGCAAAGUUAAGGUUAGAGACAAACGCGAGAAGCAAAUUAGAAAUAUGAAACUAGAAUUUGUAAAACAUCAGGACCUGAUGAGAAGAGUGCAGCAGGAACAAAGAGAAGGAAGAACGGACAUGAAAAAAACCGAGUACACUGCAGAGAGGGUUAUGAAACGGAAAACUUAUGUAUAUUUCCAUUAUUGCUAUUGCUGUUUGCUGAUAGUAGUGUAUAUUUAAUAUGAUUUGAUUACACAAUUGUGCGUGUGGAGGAAGAAAAAAACAAAAGACAACACAAACGAUCUCUUCCAUAGACAAGUGGGACAGACAGUGCGCGAUAUGAUUGUAUAGCAAGAGAUCAACACUAAACACAAAAACAUUGCUAAAAAUUGAAAUGAGCAAAAGGAGAAGAAUAAGAAGAAGAAGAAAAAAAAACCAAGAGAAAACGGAAAAGCAAUAACGUUAGUUAUUAUUAAAUGAUAUGAUAAUUACUAUUAUGAUACUUAUGAUUACUAUUACCAUUAUUGUCGAUCAUGUGAUUUUACUGUUCCAACUAACAAGUAGCUACCAUUUUUCGUCAUGUGUCGUCAUUUGCGAUCAUUCCAGUUAGGCGGAAUGUGUGGAAGUGUAGCAAACGUGGAACGAAAGAAGAAGUACAGAAAUGCAACAAAAAACCCAACAAAGAAAAAAGGAUAAACAAAACACUGGCAACAUUGUGCUCUCUCUCUCGAGUUGAUCUUUUCCAAUGACCCACAUACAGCAAAAAAAAACAA
Anopheles funestus (African malaria mosquito) is the source of this 9317-nucleotide messenger RNA. It is a transcript of the gene msi, whose product is annotated as RNA-binding protein Musashi homolog 2. NCBI's taxonomy places the organism in Eukaryota, Metazoa, Arthropoda, Insecta, Diptera, Culicidae. Bases 816 to 2513 code for a protein of 565 amino acids. The transcript is spliced from 9 exons. The record is from RefSeq and is a predicted model, not a curated record. Gene Ontology annotation, molecular function: RNA binding. Gene Ontology annotation, cellular component: cytoplasm.